Messenger RNA from Zingiber officinale, 477 nucleotides. Its product is annotated as peptidyl-prolyl cis-trans isomerase FKBP42-like. Bases 147 to 434 code for a protein of 95 amino acids. The record is from RefSeq and is a predicted model, not a curated record. The transcript is spliced from 2 exons. NCBI's taxonomy places the organism in Eukaryota, Viridiplantae, Streptophyta, Magnoliopsida, Zingiberales, Zingiberaceae.
GCCACGUCGAACUCGACUGCUCCGCUUCACGAUCACGGAAUUUACCUUUUUGAUCUCUCCGUCUCCACUCUGGUGCCCCCCACGAAUCUCCUAUUCCCCAAUCGCCGCAACUUCCCCGCUCUAGAUCGCCGGCCUCCGCCAACCAGAUGGCUUCUCCCGCCCCCGCCUCUCCCCCGCCGCCAGGGUCUCCUGCCGUCGCCGAUCGGGGAGUGCCAACGUCUCCUGGUUCUGACUCUGAUGUUGACGACGAUGGCAUUGUCACCGAAGCCGCAGCGUUUGUGCAUAAUGAACCUUUGCAGGAUGAUAUUGAUAUUCCGAAAGUCAAGUCAGAGGUGGAGAUCCUUCAUGAGAACGUCAAGAAACAAAUAAUUAAGGAAGGCCAUGGUGCAAAGCCUCCAAAGUUGUCAACUUGCUUCUGUAUGUAUGAAAUGUGAUGUUCUCUCUGCAGGCUUCUGUCAGUGCCCAGGCAAAUUUUGU